CUCUGCGCGAUUAUUGUUGACAUAAUAUCAGCUGUUUGGCCAGCAAACAAAAACAAAACAAAAUAAGGAACAUAUUUUCUUCAGCAAUAUCUCUAAUUUUUAAUUCUUAUUGCGUUUUUAUCGAAAACCCGCUGAUGACGGCAGUCGGCGUUAAUUCGAUCCUCUGCCUGAGGCAGUUAGUCCGCCUAAACAGACGGCAGUUUUCAGCCCGUGCGGAAUCCGUGCUUUCCGGCUCACAAACAAAUGACCCGGCAGCGCCACCACCGACAUCGAAAUCCGCGGACAAAAUGCGCGGAUGGCAGCUGCAUAACUACGGCGAUAUAGACGAGCUGCAGCUCUCUGACAUGCUAAAGAUACCCCAGAUCCGUAGUUCCAACGAGUGUUUGGUACGCAUCAGGGCGACGGCAGUAAACCCCAUCGACCUGGCUAUGCUCCGUGGUUACGGGGCCACAGUGCUAAACAAGAUGCGCUGCCAGCCUGGCGACGGCAUCGAGUUUCCACUUAUCUUGGGCCGCGAGUUCUGCGGUGAGCUGGUGCAGACGGGAAUGGGUGUUUCGCUGCCUCUGGGAUCGCGCGUCUGGGGAGUGGUACCCCUACAGGCCACCAUUGGCUCGCAUGCGGAGUACGUAGCUGUUCCUUCAUACUGUCUUGCUCCUGCACCCAAAGAACUGGAUGACAGCGAGGCCGCCAGUGUGUUGUAUGCCGGAUUGACGGCUUGGUCGGGUCUGUACAUAACCGGAGGCCUUGGUGGUCCUUGUGGAGCCACAACUGCUUCCGGUGGAGGUGCCCACAAGCGGGUCCUAGUCCUUGGCGGCUCCGGUGGCGUUGGCACAUUGGCAAUACAAAUCCUCAAGUCCCAGAAAGUACAAGUUUUGGCAACCUGCAGCGAAAAUGCCAUUGAAAUGGUUCGCAAUCUGGGAGCCGAUUUAGUGGUCGACUACAACAACCCGCAGGCCAUGGAGGAGCUGUGCAAAUACGCACCCUAUGACAUUGUGCUGGACUGCGCUGGACAAGGAGGUCAGAAGGCUGCGGAAUCGAAGUUUGACUUUCGCCAGUACAUCACCUUCUCAUCUCCGUUGCUGGCCAACAUCGACAAACAGGGACUGGGAGUGGGAGCGCUUAAGAAUGUGUUCGAUCUUUUCCAGACCAACGUAAGGUCCGUCACGCAGCGCGGAGGCCUUGUCAAAUGGGGCUUCUUUAGUCCCGCCCCCCAGGGAAUUCAAUUCCUACAGAAACUAGUGGAGCAGCGAAAGCUGAUGCCGCUGAUCGAUAGCAGCUACGGUUUCAGUGAGCUGCCAAAGGCCUUUGAGAAGAUGAAAUCCGGGCACCUCCGGGGCAAAAUUGUGGUGAAGCUGCGAGAGGAAACUGGCGACUAGCAGGCUGAUAUUGUUGUUUCUGUUGCAUUAAAGGCUUGUGUUGGUUAAUUAAAACA
This is a messenger RNA of Drosophila simulans, 1432 nucleotides long. Its product is annotated as reticulon-4-interacting protein 1 homolog, mitochondrial. Gene Ontology annotation, cellular component: mitochondrion. Lineage: Eukaryota; Metazoa; Arthropoda; Insecta; Diptera; Drosophilidae. The record is from RefSeq and is a predicted model, not a curated record. Bases 135 to 1376 code for a protein of 413 amino acids. Gene Ontology annotation, molecular function: oxidoreductase activity. The transcript is spliced from 3 exons.